Messenger RNA from Thunnus maccoyii (southern bluefin tuna), 4638 nucleotides. Its product is annotated as neuritin-like. Lineage: Eukaryota; Metazoa; Chordata; Actinopteri; Scombriformes; Scombridae. Gene Ontology annotation, biological process: nervous system development; neuron projection extension. The record is from RefSeq and is a predicted model, not a curated record. Gene Ontology annotation, cellular component: plasma membrane. The coding region runs from base 242 to 724 and encodes 160 amino acids. The transcript is spliced from 3 exons.
AGAGCUGUCCGGUGCUGAGAGGGGAAGAUGAGCUCAGCGCGCGCCGGGAGGCAGGUAACGUCAGCAGUCGGCCGGAGCAAAGAAAAGACUGUACAUACACACCCACCAAGUGUGUGUGUGUGUAUGUGUGUGUGUUUCGCCGCUUAAUCGCUGAUACACACCGACACACAUUAAUAAUGGGCAGCUAAUCAGCCCCGCGUGAGUCAGCGCACCGCCUUUAUUCCCGAUCUACCUCGGUUGCAUGAUCCCGUGCGCUCCGCUUGGCUUGAAAUGGGAUGAUAUGGGAUUUUUCAUGUCGACGAAGAUCGGAGGGAUUCUUGCGUUUGCCUUGGUAUUCCUGUCCUUCACUGUGUCAGGAGACUCAGAUGCAGAUGUGAAGUGUGAGAACAUUUAUAAGGACUUUUCUGAUUGUGUCCUGGAGCUGGGAGAAAGCAUGGACAACUAUCAGGAGAACGUGACCAGCGAGAGGGGAGUUGCGGCUGUGUGCAGCCACUGGGAAGCUUUCCACACAUGUGCCCUCACAGCGCUGUCCGACUGUCAGGAGGAAGUCAGCUCCAUCUGGGAGACGCUGAGGCAGGACUCCAGGAAGAUGCGCUUCCAGGGAAGUCUGUUCGACCUGUGCAGCCCCAGCUCCUCUCCCAGCAUAGGUUCACCUCUCGCUGCACUUACCCUGCCACUGAUAGGCAUGCUGAUCACGACUGGGCCCUGUUGGUCCUCAGUAUAGGUGGGGACUGAAGGGGAGUGGGGGCGGCGGUGAGGAGAUGGGAAGGGUGAGGAGGGCCUCAAAUUCCCUCCUGAGCAUAGCUGAAACCUAAAGCCACGGAUUUAAGAGGGACAAAUAUUUUAAUAAGGAUUAUUUUGACACAGAGCCACGGAUGUCUGUGGCAAGUCAAUCAAUAUUUGCUGUGAUGAAUAAUAUUUGAAAUCCCCUCAAAUAUUUCAGCUUGAUCUUCCCUUAUGUCUAAAAGCUGGCACAGUUGUUGAGAAAAUUAUAUUCAUGCCAAUUUAUCAGGCCAGGCAGGCUAAAGCAAACAAUCAUGUACUCACAUGUAUUUUAGGGAUUUCAGAUACAAUCUGAGCAGAGUCUGAUCAGCACAAUCUACAGUCAGACAGACACCUGUGGCUCUUGUUGCCCAAGUUGCCCAAUAUAUAAAUAUAUAAGGGGUGGACACAAUAUCAUGAAACCUGUAAAACCUGAUACAAUCCAAGACAUCCGCCCUGCAAUAAAUACUACAUUUGUGAAGAUUAUCAUGGUCUGUUUUUGUGGAUUCAACCCUGAGGUGAUUUUUAAAGCAGUAUUUGUGGAGGUGUUGUACUAGUUUCAUAUUUAAGACAGUAAGGUGUUCCUGGUAUUGUGUCCACUCCCUGUACUAUGUAUUGUAUGGUUUUAUCACAAUAGUUAAAGAAAUAGUUCAACAUUUUGGGAGUUAGACAAGAAGAUUGACACCACUCUCCUCCAUAUUAAGCAUAAAGACAUGAGAGCAGUGUUGACAUCUAACUCUUGGCAAAGAAAGCGAAUAAGCGCGUCUCUCAAAAUGUCAAACUAUUCCUUUAAUUAAGAGCUACAGUGUAUUUUAGCACCAAACAAAUUUAAAUCUCUAGUUUAUAUCAAUACAGCCAAGCCAUAAUGAUGUAAUUAGCUAACAUGUUACAAGAAACCUUUUAAAGAUGCACUUAACAGCAAUAUCUUAGCAAAUCUGAGUCAUUGGAAACAAUUUUGUUUAAUUUGAGUUAUUAGGAGUCACUUAUUUUAAUGUGUUCAAAGGACAAACAUAAAGUUCAAACCAGAAAUUAAUCUGAGAGAAUUAACUGCACCAAAGGUAGAACCUAACCAAUGUUCACAUGUACAAAAAGGUGAAAAGGCCCAUUGUUUCAAAGUGUAGUAAAUGUUUGUGUAAGUGACAAUCAAGCCACUUGUAUAAAGCUUUUGACCCCUCUUCCCCCUCAACACUUCAGCCCUGUGGGGCUGAUGUUGCACGGCUGCUACAAAGACACCAAAAAGAGACAUCCGACAUGCCAUCACACGUUCACUUUUCCAGCUCCUCUCUCGCUCUCUCAGAGCCUCGCCCCAUGCUUUGGUUAACUCUUACUCUUAAACCUCUGACCUGUUGAUGUUUGUGUAAAAGAAAAUCUCAAGUGUGACUGUUCAUUAUUUUUUCACAAAUGUCUGUUACAUCACCUGCAGUUAACAGGCACGAGCAUUUAUUAGCUCAACUCCAACAAUUAGUCUUAAAUUAAGUCCAAUAAUAUGCAAUAGAAAAAUGAAUAGCUGCUGUGUAAUGAAACAGCAUUUUUUUUGAAAAUACAACUGCUAUUGCAUCAAUAAUACUUCAGUUAAAGAUCUAUCUAUUAAUGCAUUGCAUAAUUAUGAUGCUUAUAGUACCUAUUUCAUGCAUUUAGUUGGUUUAAUUUGGAGAAACAGACUUGAUUUUACACAAAAAUCACAUUGAGCAGAGAGAAGAAUGAGCGUAUAUUCAUGUACAUCAGUUCAUGAGUGCUACAGUUAUCAUGGUAUCAUCCCAACUCAUUUGACAUAUUUAGCCAAUAAACCAUGUGAGAUAUCACUAAUUGUAAUAGUAUUUUAAGUAAUUAGGUUAAAUUUCCCUCAAGACUUUGUCAGUUACUGCGACAGUCAAAUAAAAUUCAGAACAAAUUAAGAAUUAAAAAGCAAGAGUCAAUCAGAUUUUUUGUAUAUUUUGUUUCCCCAAAACUGUCAACAUUUGCAUAUCUCCUUUAACACUGACAAUCCUGACAGGCAUCAUCAAAACGUCGGCGACUCCUGACUGUGGUCGUGAAUAUUUUCCAUCAUCUCUUUUAUCACAGAUGCAUGAUAAUUUUUGUGACAGUGCUUCAGAGAAAAAUGGCCAGUCUGUUGAUUUUACCUUACACAAAGUGUACAGUGGUAUUAAUCUGUGCAUGAAGUUAUCGGCUAUUUCUCCCGGUGUAUCAGCAUCCUUUCUUAUGCAGAUUCAUUACCUUCCCGCCCUCACCCGCCUUACCUCCAUCAGCAUGUUUGUUGUAGUUGUUUCUAAUUAUUUCAUGUUUCUCAUGUGGUAGCAUAACGUCAUCCAUCGUGUGUCUGGUGGUGAGAAUACAAAACGUCCUCAAAGCAUGAGCAAUAUGUAUGAUCACUUUAGAGAGGACUCUUAUCCCUUCAUAUGCUGUUGAAGAAAGCAUGAAAAUGAUUGUGUUAUCAUGAGCAUUAUACCAUAAGAAAUGAACCCUAACGACAGUUUCAACAUGGAAAGAACUUCUGAAUGUAAAAACAAGUUCAGUAUCCAUGUGGUUUUUUUCAGUUUACUGAUAGAAAAGCACACUAUUUACAAGACUGUAUAAAGCAAUAUAUGGCAAAGUAUUGUGUUUGUAAUAAUAAAGCACCAUGUUUAAAAUGUACAGCUCUUGUGUUCAUCACCUUUAGCAAACUAAUGGAAAGCACAGAUCUAGAAAGUGAAAGCAGAAGUGGUGGAACAGUGGAGCGUUUAAUCAAUGACCCAGAAAUGGUUCAGAGAAAGCAGCGAGUCCACUGCUGUACGACUCAUUUACAACCGAGUUUCUGUUUUUAGUCUUCCCUCAAGAAAAGUCUUGGUAAUGAGGAUCGCAACUAGUGUUUUUCCAACUCGUUAGUGCUCUCCCAUCUGCUUCUUUCCACCUGGACACUUCCAGCAGAGGCAGCAAUGGGAGAAAAUGAGGGAUCAAGGCCCAGGGUGGAAAACCUUCAGAGAACCAAAGACACGCUUGUGCUGUGGCACUCAUUAGAAGACCUAUCUUUAACAUCUGAAGCAUAAUGGCCAAUUAUUUUUUCACCUACAGUUUCCUGACAAAGAUUUAUUUCAAUCAAUAUGCACUGGUGGUGUUUUAUUAAACAGCAUUUGCAUGACAGUCCUUAAAUUGUACAAUAAGUCCUUCAACAUCUACAUUUAAAAAAGAAAAGAAAAAAAAGUGGAAAAAAAAAAACAUACACCCCAUCUGUGAUGUUUCAGCACUGGAAACAGGUCCGAGAAUUUAAUCACAUGAAUAGGUCCAUCUCUCCAUUUGUAUUUAAAUCCAUUAUAAAAAAAACAAAGUUAUGUUAAGGAAUAUAAAGGUGACAUUGCAUGUGAAAACUUGCAGAGCAGCCAUUGCUAGAAAUACUCAAAUAUUAGCUUACCCUGCCUCAGAAAGAGUAGUCAUGAGUUUGAACAUAAGUUAAAGGAAUAGUUCAACACUUGUUUACUUCCUUACUGAGGGUUAGAUAGGAAAGUUGAUACCACUGUCAAGUCUGUACAGUAAAUAUGAAACUAAAGUCAGCAGUCAGUUAGCUUAGCUUAGCAUAAAGACUGGAAACAGAGAGAGAAAAAGCUAGCCUGGCUCUGUUCAAAGACAACAAAAUCCACCUAAAGAUCACUGAAUAACACGUUAUAUGCUGUUUAUUUUGGUGGAGCGCAGUGACCUCCAAGAGUCUUCAGCGUCAGCAGGAGACCAACACAACUUACUGUUUUUACACUUUGUUCACACAAAAAAACAAAUAAGAUAUAACAUGGUAAUUAGUGAGCUUUAGAGGUGCUACCUACUUGGUUUUACCUGCUAAGCUAAGCUAACCAGCUAUAUUUAAUAGACAGACAUAAAGUCGAGCUUCUCUUCUAACUCCCGACAGCGAAU